Paramecium sonneborni is the source of this 735-nucleotide messenger RNA. NCBI's taxonomy places the organism in Eukaryota, Ciliophora, Oligohymenophorea, Peniculida, Parameciidae. The record is from the annotation of a GenBank genome assembly.
UAAAUAUGAAUAUUCAAUAAGCGAGGAAUAAAAUUUAACAAUAAUUAGCAGAAUAUUUGAACGAAACAUCCUUAAAAACAAUUAGAGAAUACUAAGAAGCUAAGCAAAACAAGAGACAAUCUAAUUAAGUCAUUUAAAUAAAAAAAUAGACACCAGAAGUUUUUUAAUUACCAAAAUAAGAUGAAGUAGCAAUUAAUUUAAAUGACUUCAAAUUUGAACCAUAAUGUAGAUAAAAAAGUUGGUAAUCUCAAUUGAAAGAAGCAUAAUAAAAAUAAUAAUCAAUUUAUCAUCAAACUUAUGGUUAUUGCUUAGAAUAAUUUAAAUUUGAUUCAAUUUUGGAAAGACUAUAACUUUUAAGAAAAUCAUUAUUUAAAAAGAAACUACCUAAUGGAGAUAUUCAAAAGAUAGAAGAAUUCAUUCCAUUGUAUACUCUUAAAAGAAUGGCCAUGUAAUUACCUACAGAUGUUUCAGAUAUGAAUUCUAUUUUUUAAGAUCAUUUUGUAACAGAAGCAUUCUUGAAAGAAAUAAGAUAUUUUGUUAAAUAAGUAUUCAAUAAUUCUUUUUAUUUAGUAAAAUAUAGAUAAAAGUUUGAUUUUUUACCAUCCAAAAAUGUAUGAAUAAAAUGAUGAUUAAUUAGAACAAUUACUUGCUGAAUUUGUAGAAUUAGAUAAAUUAAGAUCAAAUGGUUUUGAAGACUCAGCACAAAUCCUUCAAUCCACUUAAUUAAAAUGCUGA